Molecule: messenger RNA, 1284 nt
Organism: Parascedosporium putredinis
Lineage: Eukaryota; Fungi; Ascomycota; Sordariomycetes; Microascales; Microascaceae
Source: the annotation of a GenBank genome assembly
AUGCUGAAGACCAACCCUCUCCGCUUCAAGCUCGACCCCUCCUUUCUUCUCAAGUCCAUCCACCACCCAGAUCCUCUCACGCGCCAACAAACGCAAAGAUUUCUUGAUGCCGUGACCACCUCCUUCCGCAGAAAUCUCGAUAAAGAGCACGGAUGGCUUCCGGACGAGCAGAGGCCCGCAGCAGCAGGUUCCACUACCAGCAGCCCUCUUCAACCGGCUACGGGCCCCGCGGCAACCACGCAGGGCGUCGAUGGCGUCACUGACGGUGGACGCCGUCUUCCCACCGACCACCACUUAUCGUCCAUUCUAUCCAGUCCACUUUUCCGCGCCGCAGCACCGCCUUUAGUCCGGAAUCCUACUCCCGCUACCAUUCCCAGCCCUGUCACCAAACGAGAUCCGAUUGUCGUGUUCGAAGAAGCCGCCCUGAGGGGCCUGAUGACGCUGCAAAUCGCGACAGGGUGCCUCAAGGCAAAGCACAACCUGAUACAGGACUCGCAAAGCACAUUUCUCGACGAUUCCCAAUCGACGAGCAAUGAAGCCUUUUCAGGGUUCGACGUCUCCAACAAGGUCCUAGCAUGGCUCCGUUCGGCGGGGCUGGAUCGGAAUCUCCAGUUCGCCCUCCACCCCAACUUCGUCGCAGCCUUCAUGCCUUUCCUCGUCGCAGAAGGCCGCGAGGAAGUCGUGUGGACUUGGCUCGCGCGGUUGAUGGCUGACGACGGCCCCGUCGCGGACAGCUCCUUUGCCGCGGCUCGCGUCAUGCUCCUCUUCCUCGUCCGCGCCAAAACGGUCGGCGUCGAGUGCGUGGAUAGCGCGUUCGAAUCCAUAAUACAGGCCAGCGAGACGUACCGCAAGGACCCGCGUCACGGCCGCCUCCUCGGAAAAGCCUGGCGGGACGUCGCCUGGAGGACAACGACGCUCUCCUGGCAGAAACCCUCGCCCUCGGCCUCCCUCUUCGACUCGUAUCUCGAUAUUGCGGAGCUUCUCUAUCCCUCUUCCACCAAACUCCCCGUCGCGCAUCUCCAUCUUCACCAUCCUACCGCUCCCAGCCACGAUCUCGCCGUCGAUUAUUUCGAGGAAGCCAAGAAGAAGGACAAGAUUGGGCCCACGGAUCGCAUGCGAAGAGAGGCGAUGAUGGGCGUCGAUGCAGUCAGCCACCUGGGCCUUGUGGGCAAGCUCGAGGAGGCGAGACGACUACUCAACUUCAUCCACCACCGAUAUUCAUUCUUCUUUCACAAACCCCAGGGCAAACCAGACGAUUUGCUGGCCCAGCUAGAGCCUGCUUGA